AUGGCAGGUGAUGAAGCCCCUAUCUCUCGAACUGAGUUCGACGUGCUAAAGGCCGAUGUCAAUCAGAUGAAGACUGUCGUGGAGCGAAUAGCAGUGGCAGUAGAGCAUCUGGAGAUUGCAGGAGAUCGAAAUCGCGUUGAUGGUCGCCAACGACGUGAACCGACUCCGUAUGAAGAUUCCGACAGCGAGGAAGAUCACUAUGCACCCCCACGCCGCGGUGUUUAUCGCAGAGACCGACGACAAAGGGAUAAUUAUGACGCUGGAGGUUUCAAGAUGAAGAUGGAUCUGCCAUCUUUCAAUGGGCAACUUCAUAUUGAAGAGUUUCUCGAUUGGAUUGCAGAAGUAGAGAGGUUCUUUGAGUAUAUGGAGAUCCCUGAAGAACGUAAGGUUAAAUUGGUGGCUUACAGACUCAAAGGUGGAGCUUCGGCUUGGUGGGAGUCUGUUUGUCUGAAUCGAUCUCGUCAAGGAAAGCCGAAGGUCGAUAGGUGGGAAAAGAUGAAGAAGCUACUGGGAGCCCAUUUCUUACCAAGUGAUUAUGAACAAGUUUUAUUUGGGCAGUAUCAGAAUUGUAGGCAAGGUGGAAGAUCCGUGGAUGAGUAUACGCAGGAGUUCUAUCGACUGUCAUCCCGCAACAAUUUACACGAGAGCGAGGCGCAGCAGAUGUCUCGAUACAUUGGGGGAUUAAGGAUAGCGAUUCAGGAUCGUGUAUCUUUGCAGCAGACCUAUACAUUAGCAGACACGGUUAGCCUAGCCGAGAAGGUGGAGCGACAGCUUGGACGAAAUAGUAAAGGAUCGUGGGCAGCUUCUGACGGUUCGCGCACGAACUUUAAUCGUGGUGGGAAUAAACAGUCUCAAACUGUUCCUGAUCAAGAUUCUACGACAGAAAAGGGCAAGGGGCCAGCGACGACUACAGCGAAGAAGCCUACUCCAACGAACCCUUAUGCCAAACUUGACCCGAUCAAGUGUUAUAGAUGCGGACAGCCUGGUCAUCGUUCCAAUCAGUGCCCUAAAAGAGGUACUGUGAACAUGGUGGAUCAUGAAGAUGAGGAUACAGACCGAGACAAUGUUGAAGACUAUGAUGAUGGGUUGGAUGCUGAUGAUGGGGAACAACUCUCAUGUGUUGUGCGGCGACUAUUGUUGGCUCCAAAGGCAGAAGAACCACCACAGAGGCAUAAUAUCUUUCGAACGAGAUGUACGGUGCAACAGAAGAUCUACGAUGUCAUCAUUGAUAGUGGGAGCAGCGAAAAUAUUGUAUCUCGGCGCAUGGUGGAGAAGUUAGGGCUGAAGACGGAAAAGCAUCCCGCUCCUUACAAGAUCGGCUGGAUUCGCAAGGGUAAUGACGUACAGGUUGAUGAAGUGUGUCGGGUAUCCUUUUCCAUUGGCCGAACUUAUGUGGAUGAGGCAAUGUGCGAUGUAGUAGAGAUGGAUGCAUGUCACAUGUUGUUAGGCAGACCUUGGCAGUUUGAUGUUGAUGCCACGCAUAGAGGGAAAGAUAACGUCUACAUCUUUAAGAAGGAUGGUCGCCGAAUUGUGCUCAAGCCUCUAACCGAGAAGGGACCUGUCAAAACCAUUGUGGCUGAAAAGAAGAAUUUCUUGGUCGUUGACAAUGAAGACUUUAUGAAAGAUGUGAAGUAA
Messenger RNA from Asparagus officinalis (garden asparagus), 1635 nucleotides. RefSeq lists its product as uncharacterized. Lineage: Eukaryota; Viridiplantae; Streptophyta; Magnoliopsida; Asparagales; Asparagaceae. Bases 1 to 1635 code for a protein of 544 amino acids. The record is from RefSeq and is a predicted model, not a curated record. Gene Ontology annotation, molecular function: nucleic acid binding; zinc ion binding. The transcript has a single exon.